AUGCUGCUCAUAGCAAUCAUCACUCUCUUCCUUGGCUUUACCACCUCUGUUGCCGGAAGAUGCGGUACUAGGCCUCCUUCUAAUACCGUCAGGUCUCUACAUAUCGAGGCCGAAGUCCAGGAGAAUGCGGCCAACGCCCGAAGAACCCUUGAUCAACGAAUCUUCGGCGUGACCGUCAACACAUACGUUCAUGUCAUCCAGCCAGUGGGCUCGACGGUUGAUCUUACCGCGCGUGUAGUUGAGCAGAUAUCCGUCCUUAACACGCAUUUUGCAAACUCAAACACCGGCUUCCGAUUCAACCUCGUCAGCCAGCAAACGAUCCAGAACGACGCCUGGGUCGAUGUCGUCCCGGAGUCCGCACAGGAGUUCGAAAUGAAAUCCACUCUGCGUCAGGGCCGCUAUCGUGAUCUGAACAUCUACAUCGUUACCAUUGAAAAUGACCCACCAGUCCUAGGAUACGCUACCUUUCCAGAACAACACCCUUCGCAAACAACAAGGUCUCUCGACGGCGUCGUCGUCAUUCCCAAUUCCCUCCCAGGCGGCGUGUUCCCCAAUGACCUAGGCCUAACAGGCGUCCACGAAGUCGGCCACUGGCUCUCCCUCUUUCACACCUUUGAACCCGACCCGAACUCCACGCCGGUGACGGGCUGCACUGGGCCCGGUGAUUAUAUCAUUGAUACGCCCGCUGAGGAUUCGCCGGCGUUUGGGUGUCCUGUUGGCCGAGACUCCUGCCCGAACCAACGGGGCCUGGAUCCUAUCACGAAUUAUAUGGAUUAUACGGAUGAUGCUUGCAUGACGCAGUUCACGCUAGGUCAGGGGUUGAGGAUGAGGACGCUCUUCGCGACUUUGAGGAGCUUCGUGUGA
This is a messenger RNA of Aspergillus calidoustus, 864 nucleotides long. NCBI's taxonomy places the organism in Eukaryota, Fungi, Ascomycota, Eurotiomycetes, Eurotiales, Aspergillaceae. The record is from the annotation of a GenBank genome assembly.